AUGAGCUAUCUGCUACAGGAUGCUGAUGGACAAAUAGUCGAGCCUCACUCUAUUAGUGCAGGGUUGGACUACCCUGGUGUCGGGCCUGAACAUAGCUUUUUGAAAGACUUGGGACGUGCUGAAUAUCAUAGCAUCACUGAUGAUGAAGCAUUGGAAGCUUUUAAGAGGGUUUCGCGACUCGAAGGCAUCAUUCCAGCUCUGGAGACAUCGCAUGCCUUGGCUUAUCUUGAGAAAGUAUGUCCAACCCUUCCUAACGGAACAAAGGUCGUGGUUAACUUCAGUGGCCGAGGUGAUAAGGAUGUUCAUACUGCUAUCAAGUACCUGAAGGUUUGA
Messenger RNA from Lathyrus sativus (Indian pea), 333 nucleotides. NCBI's taxonomy places the organism in Eukaryota, Viridiplantae, Streptophyta, Magnoliopsida, Fabales, Fabaceae. The record is from the annotation of a GenBank genome assembly.